Molecule: messenger RNA, 1059 nt
Organism: Vigna unguiculata (cowpea)
Lineage: Eukaryota; Viridiplantae; Streptophyta; Magnoliopsida; Fabales; Fabaceae
Product: CBL-interacting protein kinase 23-like
Biological process (GO): protein phosphorylation; signal transduction
Molecular function (GO): ATP binding; protein serine/threonine kinase activity
Source: RefSeq, a predicted model, not a curated record
CAAAAACUAAACAUUAUGAAGUUGAUACUAUUAGAAAAAAGGGCUUUUUCACUCCCCAUAUGGCACGCCACAAUAUGCAGCCCCAGAGGUGAUAGAAUCCUACGGCUAUGAGGGUCCAAAGGCUGAUAUUUGGGCAUGUGGUGUUACACUUUUCUUUUUGGUUGCUGGUUAUUUGCCCUUCACCGCCGAUAACUCGUCUUCUUUAUAUAAAAAGAUUCGUGAUGCCGACUACACCCUCCCUCAUUUUUUUUCUAGAGAUUUAAAGAGACUGGUUGGGAGAAUGCUUGAUCCCAAUCCUGUUAGAAGGAUCACAAUUGAUGAUAUGUAUCAGGAUCUGUGGUUCAUCACGAAUUACCAACCUCUUAGAUUUUCCAAGGAAUCUGUUAGUUUUGAUUAUGACUCACCAGAUCUUCCAGCAGAGAAGGAAGAAAGAGGAUCUUCAUCAGAAGCACCAAUCAUGAAUGCGUUUGAGAUUUCUUCUACUUAUCUGGGCUUCAACCUUAUUGGAAAUCUUUUCAGUAAGGUACAUGUUAAGCUGGAAACUAGUUUCAUAUCCAAAUCUCCCAUCCUUGAUAUAGUUGGAGAAAUUGAGUAUAGAACAGCGAGAUUAGGAUUUGAAGUUCAGAGGAAGAACUAUCAGAUCAAUAUUAACAGUAAAGAGGAACUGGCUAGACGAAAAGGUCACCUAUCUAUAGUCACUAAGGUGUAUGAGAUGGUCUCUCCCUAUUACAUGGUUGUGGUUCGUAAUGCUUCAGGAGAUAAUCUACAAUUCCAUGAGUUCUGCGAGCAAUUAUAUGCUGAGCUGCGAAAUAUCAUUUGGAAAACAGAACCUUUACAAAAUGGAUAACAUGCCCUUGCUGAAAAAGAAGGAAAAGAAAAGCAUUAGUGAGUGAGAGAGGGGAGGCUUUUGAGACGGAUGCUAGGAAGAGUUGCGAGAGCAAGGAUAGAUUGAAGUUGCACAAGGAAGGUUAUACGGAGGCUUUUGGAGCAGGAAAUCCAGAUAAGGGAAGUUGAACCUAGUUCUUUAUUUUUGUUACUCUUGAUGUUGGUUGUUUAAAA